AUAAAGGGUCAGCCGGGUAGGCCCGGAGAACCUGGACGUCCAGGACUUAAUGGUGCCAAAGGGGAGAGGGGAGAUUCUGGCUUUGGGAACCAACCUGGUUUGCCAGGUUUUCCCGGACCCAGAGGAGACCCAGGAGUCCCAGGUGUUCCUGGGCUGCGCAUUGAUGGACCCAGGGGGAGGAACGGUGUUCCGGGACUUCCUGGAGCCAAAGGCCAGCCUGGAGAAAUUCUUGGAGCCAUUCCUGGAACUCCAGGGCGAGACGGUGGACCUGGAAUACGUGGGGACAAAGGCCAGCCCGGCACUCCAGGAGUUCCUGGAGGUCCUGGUUUGGAUGGGAAGAUUGGUAUUCCUGGACUGAGUGGAGAACGUGGAACUGAUGGUCUGCCGGGUCUUCCUGGUCCACCUGGACUUCCUGGUGAGGGUCGCGGCUCCACUCCUGGACCACCUGGACCUCCUGGCAACAAAGGACAGAGUGGAUCACCAG
This is a messenger RNA of Oryzias melastigma (Indian medaka), 484 nucleotides long. RefSeq names its product collagen alpha-2(IV) chain-like. Gene Ontology annotation, cellular component: basement membrane. Lineage: Eukaryota; Metazoa; Chordata; Actinopteri; Beloniformes; Adrianichthyidae. The record is from RefSeq and is a predicted model, not a curated record.